ACGGUCUUUGAUUUGAUGGACGCAUCGAAUGACUCAAAUUGAUAUUAAAAGGGAGCGAAAUGGCGGAAGUUCAGUACUCGGAUGAUCUUUUUAUGUCCCAAGAUAGUAGUGAUGAAAGGUCAAUUCAGAAAGAGGCCAACAACUGUGAAGAAACUGGCACUUCAUGUGGAAACGAAUACCAAAGCAGCCAUGCAACAAAUGUUUCACGAGAAGUACGACUGUCUCUAUUACCUUUCGCCCGUAUCAAACAACUCAUGAAAGUGGACUGCGAAAUAAGUGUAAUCAGUGCUGAAGCUAUUUUUGUUGUUACAAAAGCCACCGAGCACUUCGUUCAAACAUUAGCGAAGGAUGCAUGCGGUUAUACAAUGGAUUCAAAGAAGAAAAACAUGUCCAAGGCUGAUAUCGAAAAGACGAUUGCUAACACUUUCUCGCUAAAAUUUAUGGAAGGAAUGAUGGAUUUGUGAAAAUAUAUAAGAUGAAAUGCGCGGUAAACUACGUUAAAAAAAUAAAUUAAUUUUAUUUUGGUUA
Molecule: messenger RNA, 528 nt
Organism: Anopheles aquasalis
Lineage: Eukaryota; Metazoa; Arthropoda; Insecta; Diptera; Culicidae
Gene: PolE4
Product: DNA polymerase epsilon subunit 4
Biological process (GO): DNA-templated DNA replication
Cellular component (GO): epsilon DNA polymerase complex; nucleus
Molecular function (GO): protein heterodimerization activity
Source: RefSeq, a predicted model, not a curated record